Molecule: messenger RNA, 492 nt
Organism: Mesorhabditis spiculigera
Lineage: Eukaryota; Metazoa; Nematoda; Chromadorea; Rhabditida; Rhabditidae
Source: the annotation of a GenBank genome assembly
AUGUUGCCCUUCACAUCCACGAUCAGCUAUGGUACGAACGAUGACGAUUAUAUCCGAAAGCCGGUUAAUGCCGUUAAUAACGCCGUGAGGUACGAAAAAUCGCCGAUACAACAACAGUUUUAUCAACCCCUGCACCCACCGGUGGCGGGAGUCGCUCACAUUCAAACGCAACGCAUCGAACAGCCGGUGGUGCGCACAGUUAUUAAGCAAGAUGCCCCGAUCCCGUUGGUUCGAGCCCCGGUUGCGGCCCCGAGGCCGAUGGUCUGCAAAAAAUGCCAGAAGACCGUAUAUGAAGCGGAGAAAGUUUUGGCAGCCGGAGCGGUAUGGCACAAGUCCGGCUGCUUCAACUGUAGUGACUGCAACAAGCGCCUGGAGUCUCGAACUCAAUGUGAGCAGGGCGGAAAGCUGUACUGCAAUGCGUGCUACGGGCGCCAAUUCGGGCCGCGCGGCUACGGGCACGGCGUCGGCGCCGGGUUGUUGCAGCUGUAUCAA